Aureobasidium vineae is the source of this 981-nucleotide messenger RNA. The record is from the annotation of a GenBank genome assembly. Lineage: Eukaryota; Fungi; Ascomycota; Dothideomycetes; Dothideales; Saccotheciaceae.
AUGGAGAUAUUAACACGAUCCGACAAGUCAACACCAAUCUCUUUUCUCCAGACAAUCAUCAAACCAUUCCGCCCUUAUCUAAUCAAACCAAAGAAGGAGUUGCCAGCCGGAUCACCCUACCUCGACGUCCACAAGACCGCNAAAAAGCGCUGCAAUGUGACCGAACGACAAGUAGAAGGGAUAUGGCUCUACGACAUGAAACCCAAAGCNCCCUCGGCGACAAAAGAGGCCACCGUGACGAAGAGGAGGAAUAUAAUAUACUUUGCAGGCGGAGGUUGGCAAAUGCCACCGAGUCCCGAGCACUGGAAACUCUGCGCUGAGCUAUGCCAUCGGGUGCCGAACACAGUUGUGACGAUUGUAUCUUACCCCCUGGCGCCAAACUCGCCUGCCAAAGAGUCAUUGCCCAUGUUGGAAAGACUAUACCCAUACCUCUUACCGGUCACCGAGGCGGAAAAAGAAACGACAGAAACCAUCUUUGCUGGUGACUCUGCAGGAGGAAACGUAGCUUUGGGGUUGGUAGUCAAGGUUCUGUCAUCAACGCCCUCGGUACCGGUACCCCAAAAACUGGUCUUGAUAUCUCCAGCGGUUGAUCUGAGGAAACAGCCAGUGCCUUCAUCACCAUUUGAGAACCAGUUGGUCGCAGCGGACAAAAAGGAUCCGCUUUUGGGUAUUAAGUUUACGAAUGGUACAGCGGAGAAUUGGAGUCGUGGGGCUGAUGCUGAGGCACUUUGGAUCUCGCCUGUACUGGCGGAUGUGGGUGUGUUCAGGGAGAGNGGAGUCGCGAUUUACGGCGUUACUGCAGGCGCGGAUGUGCUGGCACCACCGGCGAGACAUUUUGCAGAGCUUUGUAAGGAGCAGGGCGUUGCAGGUAGAUGGCUGCAUUGGGAGGGCUUGAUGCAUUGUUUUGUAUUGGCAUGGACCUAUGGGAUCAAAGAGGGCAAGGAAGGAUUAGAGUGGCUGGUCAAGGUCUUGGAAGAGUAA